AUGAAUACAUUGCCUGUGGAACUUAAAGUAAAAAUUGCCAGUCAUGUAGAAAACCCUACCUCUCUUGCGCGAUGCUCGCGUGAAUGGUACAGCGUAGUAAAUUCGACACAUACAAAAUAUAGAUGGCUACUCAACAAGUAUGGUUGUAUUCAUGCUUUGUUUCACGCUGUAAGAAUUGGUGAACCAUUCCUCAACCUCGACGUGGCCGAGCUUGUGCUAAAAAAUUCUCGUAUCAGCCG
This is a messenger RNA of Paraglomus brasilianum, 239 nucleotides long. The record is from the annotation of a GenBank genome assembly. NCBI's taxonomy places the organism in Eukaryota, Fungi, Glomeromycota, Glomeromycetes, Paraglomerales, Paraglomeraceae.